Salvelinus sp. IW2-2015 is the source of this 1749-nucleotide messenger RNA. The record is from RefSeq and is a predicted model, not a curated record. Lineage: Eukaryota; Metazoa; Chordata; Actinopteri; Salmoniformes; Salmonidae.
UUAUUUUAGGUAUGGCUACUGGAAUCUACCAUUCUACAAUGCAUAGAGCUGGGAGAGACAGAGCCGCGCUCAUAUUGAAAGAUAGGACUAAUAUUUAAAACGGUGUUCAAUUCUAUAUGAAUAAUAUAUUUUAGGAACUGGGAUUAUAUUGCAAUGUAUUACAAACCAAGACCUUUACGAAGUCCAAGSGAUCAUCAUUCAUGGAAAUGAGGAUUCUAAUGAAGAUAAAGGUUUUCCUAUGGCGGCGGCUUCUGCUURUCUUCCUCCUGGGGAAUACAAUAGAAGCGCAGACGCGCUACACCAUCCCGGAGGAGCUGAGUGUGGGAUCCGUUGUUGGGAAUAUAGCUAAAGAUCUGGGUUUGAAUUUGUCUGAGAUUUCCGAUCGUAAACUUAGAAUAGCUUCCGAGGGUGGUAAGCAGUAUUUCAGUGUGGAUUUGGGAAAAGGCGAGCUCGUUGUUAAUGAGAGGAUAGACAGAGAAAGUCUUUGUGGAGGAAAUGCCAAGUGUCUGUUGCCUUUAGAGGCUAUUAUAGAAAACCCARUACAGCUGUAUCGUGUUGAGAUCGAAAUUCAGGACAUAAAUGACAAUUUACCACUUUUUCAAAGCAAUAGACAUGUUUUAAAUAUUGCGGAGCACACACUACCAGGCGCAAGAUUUCGUUUAGAAUCAGCACAYGACCCCGACGUUGGCUCCAAUUCUUUACGCWCAUAUACACUUAGUAAAAAUGAACAUUURGUGCUAGAUAUUAAAACAAAUAAAGAUGGGUCAAAAGUAUCCGAAUUGAUUUUAGAAAAGGUAUUGGACAGAGAAAAACAGUCCGUACACAGCCUGCUUCUAACAGCCGUAGAUGGUGGGAAUCCUGCUAGAUCGGGCACAGCAGAAAUUAUUAUUCGGGUACAAGACAUAAACGAUAAUGCACCCAUCUUUGAGGAAAGUGGAUAUGAUAUCCAAGUGGUUGAAAAUACACAACCAGGAACUAUCGUUGUCACUGUAAAKGCAGUCGACCGUGAUGAUGGAGUCAAUCGUGAGAUCGUUUACUCAUUUGGACCACACACCUCAGAGUCCCUACAGAACCUUUUAACUGUUGAUCCCCAAACUGGCGAAAUAGUGGUUAAGGGAGAGAUAGAUUAUGAAGAGAGAAAUUCGUUUAAAAUUGAUGUUCUUGCCACAGACAAAGGCAUUCCACCAAUGCAAGGCCUAUGUACUAUUAAUGUUGAAAUUYUGGAUUUGAAUGACAAUUCCCCAGAGAUAAUUUUUAAGUCUCAGCCUAGUCCUGUUAGUGAAGACGCGCCUGUUGGAACAGUUAUAGCUUUGAUAAGUGCCAAGGACGUAGACUCUGGAGAUAAUGGCAACGUCAACUUGAAUAUAGCGCCAGGCUUACCUUUUAAAUUAAAACCAUCUGUAUCUAACAACUACGCGUUGGUUACGGACACCAGUUUGGAUAGAGAAAAAAAUCCAGAGUACACUGUCGAAAUUAAAGCUUCUGACUCCGGAACACCGUCUCUCAACUCUAGAAAAACAAUUAAUGUUCGUAUUUUAGAUGUUAAUGACAACCCUCCAGUUUUCUCCCAACCUUCUUACACUGUUUACGUCAGAGAGAACAAUGCUGCUGGAUCAAUAAUGUGUUCAGUGUCCGGCUUCAGAUCCAGAUAUAGGAGAGAAUGCGAAGAUAUCUUAUUCUAUAUUAGACUCUAAAGUACAAGACGUGUCUGUCUCGUCCUAUAUUUACAUAAACUCAGAUAACGCAGCA